AUGGACGACACUUGGAAUUUUGAACAACACGGCCAAGCAGCUGCCGAUGAUGACGACGACAACGAGUUUCAGGACGACGGAACAACACACCCCAACAAUCAUGAUCAUGACAAUCAUCACCACCACGAACAAACACAACAUCGUCAUCACGAGGAAUCAGUGGUUUCAAAUUCACGUGAAUAUUCGCAACCCAUCUACAAUGAUGAUUUUGGUGACUCACAAUCCGAAGAUGAUGAAGCACAUGAAAUGAUUCAACGCCUCGUGAGAAGUCAGAAUGAAGAUCAACAAUCUGAAGAUUCUGAUGACUACCCGACGACCUUCCACUCGGAGCAUGAUCAAGAGGUACCUGUUGAUCACACUCAUGAGGAAACUGCUCAUUCGUUGAUGGAUACUACUGCUCAUCACUCCAUGACCAGCAAUAACAACAACAAUCUUCUCUCGACCUCUCUGUCCCUCCAUCCCACCGUCACCACCACCACCACCACAACAACAAGCUCAUCUUCCUCUAGUGGAGGCAACGACCCUUCACAUGCUUCCUCGCAAAUGCUCACUUCCAAUAAUUCCAAUAGUUCUGUCCUUGUUAUCCCUCCACCAACAACAGAUUCCAUGAAAAGUCCAACAACCAAUCCAACCACUUCUGCCAGCACCACUUCGACCAUUUUGUCACCUUCCUUAAGCAAUUCACAUGUUCCACCAAAACCAUCGUCAAUACCCUCAAGAAGCUCAGCAGCAAUGAUCACCAGAGGGACUGAAUUCUUAAUGAUGGAAGAUCAACACAAUCAAGUGUUUCAGUUAGGUAUGGCAAACUCAGGAAGCACAUUUCUUCCACCUCCACUUGGUGUUCCUGUUGGUCAUUUAGCUGCAAGUAAUUCUUCCAAUUUACAGAUGAAUUCACCACCACUGCCACUAGGUGGGAAAACAUCAGCCCAAUUACAGACUUCACAAGUUUUUUCACACACCACCCAACAAAACUCAGAAGUUUCUUCUCUCACUCCAAUACAGCCAUCCACUUCACAAACACCAGUUCCAGCAUCACCCAAAAAAGUUAGAAUUGUUCAAUCAAAGGAUGAAAAAAGGUCAACACGUUCCAACAAUGAAGCAAGCGAAGAUAACUCCAAUCUGGAAGUACUUUCUACAGCAGCUACAUCCACAACUGUAUUUUCACCUGCUUACAUGCACCAAAAUCUUAUGCAUUCUUUUUAUAUGGGAGAUCCUAUGAUGUAUCCAGAUAUGCAACAUUGGAUGUAUCCAUAUGGAUACGCUCCUCCACCUCAGCCAAGUUUUUGGAAUUACGGAUUUCACUCAUAUCCACAUGGUCCAAUGCAUCAUCCAAAUGGGGAACAUCACCAUCUGAUGGGCGGCGAAGAACAAGAAAUGUUAUCCAGUCACCAUGAGAUAAAUCAAGAAUCUGAUGUAGCUCAACAACAACAUUUAGUUCAACAAACGCAACAAUUUUCUGCAGACGUUUCUAAUGCAGGUGAGGGAACCAUUUAUGUCAACCCUAAACAAUAUCAUCGAAUUUUAAAACGAAGAAUUGCACGAGCCAAGCUAGAACAUCAAAUGAAGAAUGCUGGGCAGAAAGAAAAGGCAUCUUACAAGUACAAUUCCAGACAUGAAUGGGCAAAAAAGAGAGCAAGAGGACCUGGAGGUCGAUUUUUGUCCAAGAAAGAGAAGGAAAAACUGGAACAAGCCGAGAGUGAAAAGGGUGAUGCCUCAACCGCUGAAACUCUUCCAAAUAUUGAAAACACUUUUGAUUCUUCCUUAAAGACAUCUCGUUCAACCAAGAAAAAGAGAGAAACAGCUCCUUUGAGUUCUUCAGUGGUACCUCCGCCCAUGUUGACAACACCAAAUAUGUUAAAUCUCCCUUUGGUUGGCCCUCCUCAACAUAUCGCGUAUCCCAAAAACUUCCCAACAAUGAUGGAAGAUUUCAAUAUGACCACUUCCUCCUCUUCUCAUCACCAGUAA
Messenger RNA from Naegleria fowleri, 1965 nucleotides. RefSeq lists its product as uncharacterized. Gene Ontology annotation, molecular function: RNA polymerase II cis-regulatory region sequence-specific DNA binding; DNA-binding transcription factor activity, RNA polymerase II-specific. The record is from RefSeq and is a predicted model, not a curated record. NCBI's taxonomy places the organism in Eukaryota, Heterolobosea, Eutetramitea, Acrasida, Naegleriidae. Gene Ontology annotation, biological process: regulation of transcription by RNA polymerase II. Bases 1 to 1965 code for a protein of 654 amino acids. The transcript has a single exon.